AUGGAGUCCAGGUAUACUUCACGGCCGACAACUUUCGAUCACACAAGCCGCGAAUGGCCCAACAAGAGACUGUUGAAAGCUCCGGUUAUCUUCAGUACAGAUCUUCGAGAUGGAAAUCAGGCCCUCCCAGACCCGAUGACCUUCGAGCAAAAGUUGGAAAUGUAUCAUCUGCUCGUGGACAUUGGAUUCAAGGAGAUUGAAGUCGGAUUCCCUCUUGCAAGCCAACUUGAAUUCGAUUUUGUACGACAUCUCGCGACAACACCUGGGCUGGUUCCAGAUGAUGUCCAGAUCCAAGUCAUUACUCUAUGUCGCGAAGAUGCGAUCAAACGAGCUGCGGAUGCUCUUCGAGGCAUCAAGCGCGUCAUUCUGCAGACAUAUCUCCCCAGCAGUGACAACUACAGAAACACGAUUCUCCAGAUCUCGGAAGAGGAAUGGAUUGAACAAGCCCGAAAGAUGACGGCGUAUGCUCGAUCAAUCACUAAGGACAGCGCACAAUCCGAGGGGACGGAGUGGACGUAUAAUUUUGCCUUUGAAGAUUUCUCCAAUGCCCGAGUCGACGCUGUUCUCCGAUGUGCAGAAGCGAUUACGGAUGCAUGGGAGCCUUCUGCGAACAGAGAUCUGAUGUUGACUCUCGCGGCGAGUAUGGAGACAAUUGGACCCCACGUGUUUGCCGAUCAAGUGGAAUAUGUGCACCAAAAUCUCUCGAGAAGAGAUCAGAUCCGGCUCAGCGUACACACGCAUAAUGAUCGAGGUUGUGCCAUUGCGUCUGCGGAGCUGGGAGCCCUGGCUGGUGCUGAUCGUGUCGAAGGAUGCCUUUUUGGGAAUGGAGAACGUGCUGGGAACAUGGAUACCGUCACAUUCGCUUUGAAUAUGCGUACGCAAGGCCUGGAAACGGGACUUGAUAUGUCGCGCAUGGAUCACAUCAGACGGACCGUCGAGCGGAUCACUCAAAUUCCGGUACAUCCACGCGCGCCAUAUGCGGGCAAGUAUUGUCUCCGUGCAUUCAGUGGUGGACAUCAAGAUGCGAUCCUAAAAGGGGUUCGACUUCGUGCAGAAGCUCAAGCGGCCGGCAUAGAAACCCCCUAUUUUCCUACGUGGCAGGUGCCAUAUUUGCCUUUUGAUCCCUCAGACACCGGAUGCACGCUGAGCGACAUUAUUGGAGUGAACAGUCAGAGUGGGAAAUCUGCCAUCAGUUGGAUCCUUCUCGAGAAAAUGGGCGUUGUCUUGGCGAAACAACAGGCGCAAGAGAUGGCCGCAGUCGCGAAACAGUCAUCGAGUACCGUGGGACGAAUGCUUUCAACAAACGAGAUUUGUGACAUGUACUUGCAGCGCGUCGCUACUUGA
Messenger RNA from Sphaerulina musiva SO2202, 1344 nucleotides. RefSeq names its product aldolase. NCBI's taxonomy places the organism in Eukaryota, Fungi, Ascomycota, Dothideomycetes, Mycosphaerellales, Mycosphaerellaceae. The transcript has 2 exons. Gene Ontology annotation, biological process: L-leucine biosynthetic process. Gene Ontology annotation, molecular function: 2-isopropylmalate synthase activity. Bases 1 to 1344 code for a protein of 447 amino acids. The record is from RefSeq and is a predicted model, not a curated record. Gene Ontology annotation, cellular component: mitochondrion.